This is a messenger RNA of Physella acuta, 2366 nucleotides long. Its product is annotated as serine/threonine-protein kinase Nek8. Gene Ontology annotation, biological process: protein phosphorylation. The record is from RefSeq and is a predicted model, not a curated record. Lineage: Eukaryota; Metazoa; Mollusca; Gastropoda; Physidae. Gene Ontology annotation, molecular function: protein kinase activity; ATP binding.
UUACUUCUGCUAAUGUUUACAAAUUGCACCAAAACAUAUUUCUUUGCCAAUGAUUAUUAAUUAAUUUAUUAUGGAUGAUAUAUAAAAUCAGUUCUAGAUCUAGAUCUAGAUAAGUUCUUCAUAUAAAAAAAAAUGAAGAAUAAAACAUUGUUAGGGCUAAUGAUCUAGAUCUAGACUAAAUCUAAUUAUUAAUUAAUAAUGGAAAAAUAUGAAAAAAUUAGAGUUGUUGGAAGAGGCGCAUACGGAACUGUCCAUCUUUGUGUUCAUCUAAGCGAGCGCAAGCAUGUUAUCAUAAAACAAAUUCCAGUGGAGCAGAUGACAAAAGAUGAGCGUCAAGCUGCGCUGAAUGAAGUCAAAGUGCUCUCUAUGUUACACCAUCCAAAUAUCAUACAGUACUAUGAAAAUUUUUUGGAGGAUAAAGCCUUGAUGAUAGUUAUGGAGUAUGCUCAAGGUGGAACCUUGUUUGAUUAUUUACAAAGCAGAAAUGGCUGUUUGUUAGAAGAGGAGGACAUUCUAAGAUUUCUGGCUCAAAUGCUGCUGUCACUGCAACAUGUUCACUCCAAGCAAAUCCUUCACAGAGAUUUAAAGACUCAAAACAUUUUGCUAGACAAGAAGAAAGAAAUUGUCAAGAUAGGAGAUUUUGGUAUUUCAAAGGUUCUCAGCAGCAAAAGCAAGGCAUAUACUGUAGUCGGGACACCCUGCUACAUCUCUCCAGAACUAUGUGAAGGCAAACCAUACAACCAGAAAAGUGAUAUCUGGGCCCUGGGAUGUGUAUUGUACGAGCUGGCCAGUCUGAAGAGAGCUUUUGAGGCAGCUAACUUGCCAGCCCUGAUACUGAAGAUCAUGCGAGGAACUUUCUCGCCAAUCUCGUCCCACUACAGCCCCCAGCUGCGGGGCCUGAUCCUCAGCAUGCUGCACCUGGACCCAGCCAAGAGGCCCACAAUCAAUCAGAUCAUGGCCCAACCAAUUAUCAUCAACACCAUCAUGAACCUCCACACAGAUACUGGCAAAGUGCCUUGUGUCAGAAUAAAUCGUCCUCUGUCAAGCAUACAAGGAACUGGUCGGGGACGACAAACUUCUCGGGGUAAUGUGACUUCCAGAGAUGGCACAAGGCCCCAGCCCCUGAGCUGUGUGUACUGCUGGGGUGGGGGCAUCAACCUGCCCAUCAAACUGCCCCUCCCCAACACAGAGACGCAGGUGGAACAGGUCUCCACAGGGAGGACACAGCGGGCAGCCCUCACCAAGAAUGGGAGGCUUUUUGUCUGGGAGCCUCAGGCUGUUGGGACGGACACACUGUUGCCUGGUUCAACAGACAGCCCAAGUUUUGUGCCACGUUUUCUAGAAGGUCAAACUGCUGUCACUAUACAACAAGUGGCCUGUGGGGAUUUGUUUACUGCCUGCCUUACAGAUCGUGGAAUUUUAAUGACUUUUGGAAGUGGUGCUAAUGGAUGCCUGGGUCAUGGCAACUGUAAUGAUGUCACACAGGCCAAAAUUGUGGAAUCUCUGCUGGGUUACGAGGUGAUCCAGGUCUCCUGUGGGGCCUCGCAUGUGCUGGCUGUCACAAAUGAACAUGAAGUCUUUGCUUGGGGAAGGGGAGACAAUGGUCGCCUAGGGCUUGGUAAUUACGAGUGUACCAUGUCACCCCAACUGGUGUCUGUCCCCAGUCAAAGCCAUCCUUGCUCUGUGCAUUGUGGCAUGGAUUGCUCAGUCAUCUUGACACUGGAGAAUUCUCUUCUCUCUACUGGCAGUAACAGAUACAACAAACUAGCCUUGGACAGGAUAAGCUUGGAUGGAGCAGUAGAAAAUUUGGUAGAGGAGACAACAAGCUUCACACCUGUGUCAUCAGCUCCCAUUACAAACCUUCCCAUCAAAUUAGUGGCACUGGGCACCUCACAUUCAGCUGUUGUUACAGCUGAUGGCGACUGCUACACAUUUGGUUCCAACCAGUUUGGACAACUUGGAGUUGAGACAGAACCUGCUCACAGAAGACCUCAGCUGGUGGCCUCACUUCCACACAAGGCCAUCAUGAUUGCCUGCGGUGACAUCUUUACUGUGGCUGUAGCUGAUGACCAUCAGGUGUACACUUGGGGCAAAUGCUCCCGUGGCCGUCUAGGAAGAAUGGAUGAGGAGAGCCACCUACCAAAGCCUGUGCUGUUCCCACAAGAUGAAGACCCCUUUGUUGUUGUCUCAGUCUCCAGCAGCCAUGGUGGAACUGUCAUUGCCACCAAACCUAAACAAAGAUCAUCAAGCCCUGUCUGAUGUUAGUUCUCCACCAGAGGCAUUAAUAUCAUAUGUGAACACUCAACCAGAGGCAUUAAUAUUUUAUGAUGUGAGCACUCAACAGACAGCCGCCUACAUAAGGCAUC